Messenger RNA from Entamoeba dispar SAW760, 345 nucleotides. RefSeq lists its product as uncharacterized. The transcript has a single exon. The record is from RefSeq and is a predicted model, not a curated record. NCBI's taxonomy places the organism in Eukaryota, Evosea, Mastigamoebida, Endamoebidae. Bases 1 to 345 code for a protein of 114 amino acids.
AUGAGAGAUGAAAUGUUUAUGUCAGCUCAACACUGGGAAGAAGAACAACAAAAGAGAAUUAAAACCAGGGUGAACACUCAGAUUAUUCCUGAAAGUGAAAGAAAGAAAAUUAUUGAAGAAGACCAAACAAAAUUAAAGAGAAAGAAAAAACAAGAAAAGGAAUUAUUCCCCACUUUGGGUGAAGGAAGAAACCUUCCUAUUCCUCAAAAACCUUCAUCAAAGACAUGGAGUCAAAUCGCACGAUCAACUUCAAUAGAAGCACAAAAAGCAAAGAAAGAGAGAAUGGACCUUGAAAAGGCUCGUUUAGAUGAUUCUAAAUUCCCUAAGCUUGGUAGUAAUAAAUGA